AUGGAAACCAGGGAUUCCUACAUUGCUGUGGCGCCCAAUUCCAUUAAACCGAAUAGUGAAUAUACGGUUAGUGUUACUCUAUCGGAUAUUAUCGAACCAAUUGCUGUCGAAGUUGGUAUUUCCGGACCAUCAUUUAAUCGUAGCCAAACAAUUGAAUUUGAACAACAAAAAACCUCUGUGACCUAUUUCAAAAUCCCAUCUAACCUGGAGAAUGGUACAUACACCUUAACGAUACAAGAUGUUAAUGGGGUGGAAUUUUCGAACUCAGCUGAUUUGAUUUAUGAAGUUGGUGAAAAUGUUACCGUUAUCGGAAGUGACAUUGUGAAAUCGGAAACGGAAAAAAAUGUGACCGCUAAACGUUUUGGCCCCUUGAAUUUGAACUUUAAACGAGAACCGUAUCGUGUUGCCAAAGAUCAGUUGAUAAAAAUAAAUUCCACCGAAUCCAUCCAAUAUGCUGUCUAUGAUGUAUUUGCCAAUGGCAAACUUGUCAAACAUCAAUAUUUUGAAAUUGGUGGAGAAUAUACGACGGACUAUAUAACGAUAACACCCACAUCCGAUAUGAUGCCCAAGGCCAAUAUUUUUGUAUAUUUCAUACAAAAUGAUACUCUCAUUUGGCGUGAUUUGAAAAUGCUCUUUGCCAAUAGUUCGGAUUGUGAGAAUAAUUCUACCGAAUAUCAACGCCUCUUGAUGGAAAAUGCUGAUGAUGCAACAGAACUUGAUGGCAUGCGUAAGCCACCUGGUGAAGAAUCGGGUUUGAUAACUUUAACUGAUGCAACAUAUGAUCUAGAGCCAGGAUUGGAAUAUAAACAUAGAUACUAUACCAUAGUAGCUCCGGGUACCCUGCAAUCCGGUAGCGAAUACACUGCAACGGUGUCAAUACAUGAUAGCUAUGAGACGGCCAGUAUAAAAAUUGGCAUAUCCGGACCAUCGUAUAAUAAAACGAAGACAAUUGAAGUACCCGCCUACGGAUCACAAAUGGUCCGUUUCGAUAUACCAAAUUUAAAUGGCGAUACUUAUGAACUACAAACCGAAGGUUUGAAGGGCUUAAUUUUCAAACGCUAUGCUAAAUUGGUGGUGAAACCCUACUUCACAAAUGUUUACAUACAAACCGAUAAGGCCAUGUAUAAACCUGGCGAUAAGGUCAAAUAUCGUAUUUUAGUUUUGGAUGGUGAAGCCAAACCAGUUGCCAGCCAGCACUUGGCUGGACUCACUUUGAACAUUUACGAUAGUGAAGGUAAUCGCAUGAGAAGCAUGGACAAUUUAAAUUUCACCAAGGGGCUACAUAGGGGAGUGUUUCCUCUAGCGGAGCACACAAUACUGGGAAAAUGGUCCAUAGAAAUUUACGAUAAAUAUUCGGAAUUCUCUGAUAACGAAUUUAACAUAAGACGUGCGAACGCCAAGGCCAAAAAAAUUUUUGAAAUUUCCAAAUAUGUACUGCCGAAAUUCAGUGUGACCCUGGAAUGUGAUAAGAAAGUGGCAAUUUUAGAUCGUAAAUUCGCCGUUACAAUACGUUCGAAAUAUGUUCAUGGACGGCCAGUGAAUGGUAAUGCCACAAUUACAGCCUACAUUCCCGGUAAUCGAUUACCCAAAGCUGAAAAAAAUCUCCCCCUAAUCGAUGGCAAAGCUGUGGCGGAAUUCUCCUUCAACGAGGACAUUAUCAUGGAUCAUUUCAAACCCCAUCUGCAGCUAUUGGCCAUUGUUACCGAACAUCAUACGGGAGAGCAAGAGAAUUGCACGACAACAAUUUCAAUUGAACGAUCGCGUUAUACCAUCGAACUACCAAACAUGCAAUCAAGCUAUGUGCUUAAUCAGACCUUUGAGCUUAAACCUAUUAUUCGAAAGCUCAAUGGGGGAGUGCCCACCCACAGCCAAUGUACAGCGAAGUUGAUAUUAAAUCAAUACAAUCAGGGUGGCAAUAUGGAUUAUGGUUUAAUUUUUGAAACAGAUGUUGAUCGUAAUGGUGUUGCCAUAUUUAAAUUAAAUUUUUCCAUACCGGCAACCUAUAAUGAUGUGGCCAUAAUGUAUGAAGAGAAAAUUCAACAUUUUCAAGGUUUUACUAUUGUGGCGGAUUCAAAGGCAUACCAAGAUGAAGAAGGUGAGGCCAAUGACUCGGGAGAACAUUAUUAUUAUACACCACAGCCGAGAACGUAUUAUCCUCCUUCAUUCGGGGGAGUUGGUAUUGGACGACCAACAGUAGUCAAAGCCCCAGUGGGACCUCUAAAAAUAGCAUGUCGGAAUAAUAAUCUUUCCCCCCUUAUUAGCCUCAAAUUAGGCGAAGAAAUCGUUCUGGACAUUGAAUCCGAUGAUCCCAUACCAUAUUUCUUCUAUACGAUAAUGUCGCGUGGUAAAAUUGUCGAACAUAAAUAUGUGAAAGUCGAUGGCGAUGGUAAGAAGUCCUAUGAGCUGAAAAUUAAACCAACGCAUGAAAUGUCACCCAAAGCAAAAAUAUUUGCCUACCUCAUUGAUGAUGGCGAUAUGAAGUCGGAUACAAUGACCCUCAACGUUCCGGGGACAUUUAAGAAUAAGUUAUUAAUAACAGGACCCCCGGCAGCAAAUGCCAGCGAUGAGAUCACUUUACAAAUCCAAACAGAUCCCAAGUCAUUUGUGGGCCUAUUGGCUGUCGAUCAAAGUGUUUUGUUAAUGAAAUCUGGUAAUGAUUUCAGUGGAAAACAAAUUUACAAUGAUUUGGAGAAAAUGCAGUCUGUGGCACCUGAUACCAAUGGUCGUCAUGGGACAUAUCCUGGUAAAGAUUCUGGAUUUCUAACAAUCACCAAUGCCUGUUACCCUCGACAAGUAACUCCUACUGUUGUAUAUCGUGGCUUUGGCGAUGCACCCGGUUCUCAUCAUGCCGUGGCAUAUUCUGCUCCUCAAUAUUCUACCGCUGCAAUGAGUAGAGCAAGCAGUGGUGGGGUACAACCAGCGCCUUUGCCAAAUCCAGAACCAACGAUACGUCACAAUUUUGUGGAGACAUGGAUUUUUGAUGACAUCGAAAGUACCGAUUCCAAUGGCUUUGCAAAUAUCUCAAAAAUAAUUCCCGACACAAUGACCUCAUGGAUUAUCAGCGGAUUUUCUCUGAAUGAAAAGACUGGCUUUGGCAUAACGGAGACGGCCACCAAUAUUAGUGUAUCCCAACCGUUCUUUGUAUCGACAAGCCUUCCCUACUCAGUUAAGCGUGGUGAAAUUCUCAACGUACCCGUUAUUGUAUUCAACUCAAUAGCAAUCGAUAUCAAGGCCGAUGUUAGUCUGCAGGUUGAAAAUAACGAAUUUAGCUUCGCCGAUGCUGAGGGCAAUAUUCUGACGGAUCAAAAAAUAAACCAUGAAAUUGAAGUGAAAUCGAAUUCAGAUGCUUCGACUUCAUUUAAAAUUUAUCCACGAAUUUUGGGUGAACUGACCUUGACAGUUAAGGCCAUUUCACCAUGGGCUGGAGAUUCAAUACAACAUAAACUCAGGGUUGAACCGGAAGGUGUAACACAAUACAAAAAUCAGGCGUUAUUUUUGAAUUUGCCAUCAUCGAAACAGCAAAGUCACACCUUUGAAGUGGAAAUACCCCAAGAAGUGGUAAAGGAUUCGGAAUAUUUGCAACUAAUUGCUGGUGGAGAUUUAUUUUCGUAUUGGGAAAAUCUGGAAAAUAUGAUCGGAAUGCCUGGACGAGUUAUUGGUGGAGCUGAGGAGAAUAUUUUGAACUUCAACAUGCACCUUUUAAUUCUACAAUAUUUGGAUGUGAUGCAUGUGGAAAAACCCGAUCUUAAGGAGAGGGUCAUACGUUCUAUGGAAACGGCUUAUCAACGUCAGCUGAGCUAUAGACAUCCAACAGGUAGCUUUUGUCGAUUCAGUUGGAAUUGCAUUUACAGCCAACCGGACGUACAAGUUACAGCCCGGGUUGCCAGAACAUUUAUACAGGCCCAAAAAUACCUCACCAUCGAUCAACAAAUCAUUGACAAGGCUUUGGAUUAUUUGUCCAAGAUACAAAGUCGUAAAGGACAAUAUUCCCCCGACAAACCCAAUGAAGUGGCAACUACGGCAUUUGUUUUGCUGAGCUUUUUAGAAGACAAGCACUAUGCCAAGAAAUAUCGAGCCCAAAUCCGCAAUGCUGUUCAUUAUAUAUCUCUCGAUACGAAUAGAAUUCCGAACACCUAUAACCUGGCCCUGGCAACUUUAGCUUUGCGUAAAGUUAAUUCACCGUUAUAUCCCGAGCUAUUUGAACGUCUGCAACAGCUAUGGAAAUUAUUGCCUAACUCCAAAAAUGAUGUGGAAACUAUGGCCUAUUUCUUGCAAAUAUUAUUGGAGGAAACAACGCCUCAAGGACCUCAGGAUGAAACUCAGCUAUUAUCUAUUGUCAAAAAGUUGAUAAAUGGUCUUAAUAGUGUUGGCGGAUUUACUCCGACACGUGGAACGAUUGCUAGUUUAGAGGCUUUGAUAAAAUUUUCUGAGAAAUAUAACAUGGGAGCCAAGGGUAAAAUUGACAUAACAUAUGAGGCCCUAAAUUCCGCAGAAGAGCUGCUCACCAAUAACUCCUUUGGUAUUGAUAACACAGAAGCUCUCACUUUGAAAGCAUUUGAGUUACCAAAAUCGACCCGAAAAUUAAUCGUGUCCGCUGUGGGUAAAGGUAGCGGUCUCUUGCAAUUGUCAUAUCACUAUAAUGUUCUUAAGCAGGAGGAAACCAGCGAUUUUAAUGUGACCUAUAAAGUCAAGAUGACUGAUGACUCAUCGGAUUAUAUCUCACUCAACAUUUGUGCACAAAAUAAUCUCGAAUUUGAUAUUGAAAAUAGUCCAGAUUCAAAUAUGAUGGUUAUGGACGUUUAUUUGCCAUCCGGUUUUAUAACUUACCCAAAUGCAUUGGAUAAAAUUCUGGAAGCGGGGAAAGUACAACAUGUUGAUAGCCGCAACGAUAAUACUCUGAUUACCAUCUAUAUUGACGAACUGCCGGUGUGUUUGAAAGUAUUUGCAGAAAAAUAUCAUCAUGUUGAGAAUUUACAACCAGGUGUCAUAACCCUGUACGAUUAUUAUGAUCCGAAGAAACGAUCAACAGUUUUUUACGAUAUUGAGAAAUAA
Musca vetustissima is the source of this 5052-nucleotide messenger RNA. RefSeq names its product thioester-containing protein 1 allele R1-like. Gene Ontology annotation, cellular component: extracellular region. The record is from RefSeq and is a predicted model, not a curated record. Gene Ontology annotation, molecular function: endopeptidase inhibitor activity. Lineage: Eukaryota; Metazoa; Arthropoda; Insecta; Diptera; Muscidae. The coding region runs from base 1 to 5052 and encodes 1683 amino acids. The transcript has 12 exons.